Messenger RNA from Panonychus citri (citrus red mite), 7411 nucleotides. Its product is annotated as excitatory amino acid transporter-like. The record is from RefSeq and is a predicted model, not a curated record. Gene Ontology annotation, biological process: L-glutamate transmembrane transport. Gene Ontology annotation, cellular component: plasma membrane. Lineage: Eukaryota; Metazoa; Arthropoda; Arachnida; Trombidiformes; Tetranychidae. Bases 5498 to 7177 code for a protein of 559 amino acids. The transcript has 5 exons. Gene Ontology annotation, molecular function: glutamate:sodium symporter activity; L-glutamate transmembrane transporter activity; arylsulfatase activity.
GCCCAGAAAAUCAAACACAGACCAAGAAAAAAAAACUGAGCAUCACCAAUAGAUUAUAAUGAAAAUAUAUCAUCAUGAAAUUCAAUAUCUCCACCAGGACAGAAAAACUGAUUCCCAAUUCAGAAAGAGCCAAACAAAACUAAAACUACUGCAACUGAAAACUUUGCAAAUUGUUUUGCUCAAUUGUUAAAGGUAAACAAAGUUCCUGGUUGAUUUGCAAACUGAAAACAUCAACAAAAACAGCACAGGAAUUAGAGAUAAUCAAUGAACCUCAUGAAACCUAAUUCCUGGUUGAAAAUGCUACACACACACUCCAAGGUCUAAUUGCAAUAACAAUUUACUUCCUUGUGUGUGUUUAUUGCUCUGUUGUUGUUGUUGUUGUUGGGUUUGCAUUCCUGGUUGAAGCUUUGACCUUACAAAUUGAGCCUUUGGAAACAAGAAAGCCAAGUUAUCAAGCAGAAAGUACAAUUAAUUUCAUCAUCUGAAAUGUCUCAAUAUAAAAAUAAUCGCAGGUAUCGUCUAUUAUUUGUCCAAAGAUGAACUGGAUAAGUUUGAUCAUGAACAUGGACUAGAACUACUGGAAUCACAGAGACAAACGGGCUUUUAGGUUCAAGCACUAGCAACUGUUAAACUUUAACCUCUGGACUUGCACCCACCAGUUAAUGAGGCCAAGAAAAUUGUCAAUGGUAUCGCCGACUAGAGGUGGACAUCAGAAUGCAUUAUCACCAAGUAAUCCGGAAACGGAAAUUUAAAAAACAAAAAAUCUAAUUAACUUGAUCACCGAUACAACAAAAACAAUUCACCUUAUUGAUUAACAAUAUUUCACAAUCAACACACUCACACACACACAUACACAUAUAAACACCUUAAACUCACACAAACACCAUCACUUACUUGCCCAGUUACACCAACAACAAUAACAUCAUCAUCAUCAUCAUCAUCAUCUCCAUCAUCAGCUGAUCACAAUUAAAUCAAAUAAUUGUUUAAAUUUCACAUUUUGACACAAAAACAACAACAACAACAUAAUCAAAAUCUAGGAAAAAAAAGAUUGAAAAACAAAAACAAAUCGAUAGCAACUGAUUAAUUAAAUUGAACACCAAGUAAAACAAAAAGGAUCAUCAUAAUCAUAUCAUCAUCUUAAUAGAGCAAUUAAUAAAUUAAUGAUAUUAAUUGAUUAUAAACAAAAACAAUUGUAUGCAUAGGUACACAGAUCGAGUGAUAAUCAAGUAAAUAGCCUGAAGGGGAAAAACAAUGUUUUUUAGCUGCUCAAGCUACACCAAUAUAUCAGUUUUCAAUGUAAUUUUAUCAAACUAAACCCACUCUCUUAUUUUUCAUUGUUUACCCACUACCAUCAUCAUCAUCAUCAUCAUCAUCAUUAACAUCAUCUCCAUCACCAGUAUGACCUUCACCCGUUUUCAUGAUGAAGAAAAAGUUUCAUCAAAACUUUAAGAAUAAUUAUAAAUCCGUAAUUCUAAUACAGAAAGAGACACUUACAUUCACUAAUCUCAUGAAUAUCCUAUCAUGAUCAUCAUCUUGGUGAUAUUUAUCAUUGGUUCAUGGGAUCAUCUGAAUCUACUGAUACUUCCUGUUUUUACCUAUGGAUUAAAUGAUUAACGCAAUUUAAUCAGUGAUAUUAAUCGUAAUUCAAUUCAACUUUUUCUCCCUUCUUUCUUUCGGAUUAGAAGUAAAACUUUUCCAUCAAUUCAACAACAACAUAUCAUAUUAUCAAUACAAUAUCGAUGAUGAUGAUUAUGAUUAUGAUGUCGAUCACCAAUCAAUAUCGAUGUGUUAUUAGUAAUUAAGCUGAAAAUUAUUGUUGAUUUUUUUUUCUUUCAACUUCUUUUCAAAUGGUUACCAUGGUUCCGUUCUGUGGUGUCCAGUGUGCUUCCUACUAUCAAACAUACAAAUCAACACUCUCACUCUCUCAGUCAUCAAGAAACAAACACCGAUAAUUAAUCAAAAUUAACGUAGUGACACCCAGAAAUUUAUAUAUAUAUCCAUCAACAACGCAUCAACAAUUAACUAAUCAUCAUCAUCAUAUUGAACAAAACUGUGACAAGUAACAACAAAAUUAAACUUUGCAAUUAAAACAUGAUUAUCAUAUCAUAUGGUUUAAAUAACAAAAUAAUAUCAUCACUAACAAUUAACACAACAACAACAACAACAACACACUCGCCUUUGCUCAUCUUUUGAGAAGAAACUAAAUCAAUCUAAUUAAUAAUCUAAUAAUUUAAUGAUAAUAAUACUUUAAACAUACAACACAACACGUAACCACUCACAUGAAUACCCACUCAAGAUUAUAAUUAAAAACUGACCGAAUCACUGACCGACCGACCGACCGAUUAACUGACAACAACACCAACCUAAUAUUCAACCAAUUUAAUUGUUAUUAAAUUAUAAUUGUUAAUUAUUAUCAUUGAACCUUAAUUAUUGUUAUUAAGGUUAAAUCACCACAAUGGAGUUGAUUUUAUUGUUUCAAUUUUUUCCUCUCUCUCUCUCUCUGCCAAUCAAUUCAAUCAACAAUUAAUCAACACUCAUCUUAAUCAUCAUCAUCAAUUUUGAUUUGUUGCUGUUGUUGUUGAGACGGUGAUGAUUUAAUGAAAAUCAAUAACUAUUAAUAAUAAUGAUUAACAAUUUGUUAAUGAUGAUAAAAAUUAAUGUUACAUGUAAAUAGUUAUAAAUAUAAAUAAGUGUGGUCUCUGUCUGAUUAUCAAUUGAAUUGUUUGUUAAUUAAUCAAUUAAACAGAAAAAAAAACAUCCUAAUCAAAUUGUUGUAAACACGUUGAUUGGGUGUGUAUGUGUCUGUGUGUUUGUGUGAUUAAGUUAAUUACAUUAAUCAAUUUCAUCAUCUUACUAAUUAACUGAUUAACUAACAACCAAAAAAAAAACUACACUUGAUGCAUAAUAAUAAUAUCAAUAAUAUUACAAUUUAACUAAUCACAAUUAAUAUGAAAAUCUUUAAAAAAAAUGAUAAAAGUUACAAUUAAUAUAAUUUAGUUAACUAAUACUAACAAUUAAUUAAUUACUCUCUCUCUCUCUCCCUCUCUGAUUGUAAUACUAAAACUAAUCUGUAAUGAUAAUCAAUUAAUAUAAAUCAAUUAAUCAUGAUUAAUGAUGAUCAUCAUUUAACUGUUUGCCUGAUUAUGAUUACAAUUAUGUAUUCAUUGAUAUAUUAUAUAUAUACAUAAUUAGUUAAUUAACUAAUUAACUAUUGAGAGAAUCAACAAUUUACAACAACAAAUCAUUUUUAUUUUGAUCAACAAACAACAAUUAACUUUAAUUGUCUUUACUUGUUUAACCCUUUAUGUUUACAAUUAACUUUUAAUUUUGCAUUUUAAACUUUUUUUUGUCUUUUUCUUCAUUUUUGAAACAAUUAAACAUCACAAUUAUUAUUAAUUAACUAAUUUGAUUGAAUUUAUUUUAAUUUUUCCCCAUUCUCCAAUCUGAUUUUGAUAAACUUUUAAUUUUUCCAUUUAAUUUGGUUUGUAAUCAUUUUUUUAAUCAUAAACAAUUAAAGGUAAUCAUUUUUAUUAACCAUUUAAACAAGAAACAAAAAGUUUUAAUCAAUUGGUGCCACAGAUUAUGAUUAUCAUUGAGAAACAAUUAACACAAAAAUUGAUUGUUAUAGUUAAUAUAUUUUGUUAAUUAUCAUUGCAAAAACUUUGAAUGUGCUGAUUUGAUUAGUUUCAUUUUUCUCGUUGGUUUGAUGGUUAAAACAAUUAGAAUUGAUUAGUUAAUUACAUUUAAUCAGAGAGCGAUGAUGAUGAUGAUGAUGACGAUUAAAACCUUGAAAAUGUAAUCAUUUAAUUACAGAAUUAAGGGUUAGAACUUUUCUUUUCUCUCUCUCAAAUCAAAUUCGAGAUUAGAUAUAAUUAUAUGAUCUCAUGAUUGAAUUGAAUCCACUUAAAGAAAUCGUGAACAUAUUAACCAGAGAUCAUCAUGAAAGUCUCAGAGUAAUUAAUCAAUGGAAAUGAACUUUUUUUCUUUCAAAAUUCUGUUUAAUUUGACAAUUCGAUUAGAUAAUCAGUUAAUCAUAAUGGUGAUGAUGAUUAAAUGAAAAGAAAAUUUUAGAAUCAAAAAGAAAACGAAAACUUUUCCACAAGUAAUUAACUUUAAAUUCACUCUAAUUGACACAAUACAAACACUCACACUCACACUCACACUCACGUUCACAUUCACAUUCAUAUGAAAACACAAUCACCGAGACUUUUAAUUGUAAUCAAAUUCAUGGAAAACAAUUAGUUAAUUGUAUUAUUUAUAAGAUAACCAAAAGUGUUCAAAUAUCUGUUAGAAGUACAAUUAAGAAAGAGAGAAAGAAAAUUAAGCAAACCAAUCAAACUAAUUACUGUCAAUUGGAAAGACUCAAAUCAAAUAUAUAUUGUAUCAUAAUACUAAUCAUCAUUGUGUAUCAUCAUUAACUAAUUGUUCAAGGAAAAACAUUUUCUUUCUAUGUUAAUUAUUAUUAUUAUCAUCGUUUCCAUCAUCAUUAAUCAUCCUCUCACUGAUCACUUUGUAAUCUUACAAUAAUUCAUCAAUAAUUAACACCAAGAAUUCAGAAUGCUGAUUGUGGUAAUAACAGAAUGAAAAAAAAAACAAACUUUUCCCAACAAUUUGCCUUUUCUUUCAAAUCGAAAGUUAGAAAACAAACCAAAACAAUUACAAUUAAAGACGAUUAACAAUUAAACACUUUAAUCAGCUAAUUAACUUUUAACUUUCGGUCAACAGUCAACAAUUAAUAUCAUUUUUAAUUGUUCAUUUGUCUGAUUAUCCUCUUGGUGGUUGACAAUGUUAAUCAAACGCUUUUGAUUUAUUAUUAGAAUCGUUUAUCAGUUCAAAUCAAUUCUGAUUGAUUGUUAGCCUGAAAAACUUUCAACUUGAUUAGAUUAGUAAUCAAUUUAUCAUCAUCAACAAUUUUCAAAACUCAACAAUCAAUCAGAAAGAAAAUUAUUUCAAUCAUAAAUCUUUCAAAUAAUUGAUUGUUGUCAAGUUUAAUUAAGUUUUUCUUUUCACCAAUCAUAUUGAUUUAUCAUCAUCAUUACAAUUGAAAUUGAUCAGUUUGGUUAAAUUGCAAACAAUUAAAAGUUAAUACAAUAAUGAUGAAGCAUUUUAAAUUAACAUUACAACAACAAUUAAUAUAUUAACUACAAAUAAUAUCUGUUGAUAUUGAGCAGUAAUCAACUUGAAAUGGUUAAUCACAACAAUUAAAGAGAAUGAGAAAAAUCAAUUUCUCAAGAUUAACAAUUAUCUUGAUUAGGUUUUCUCAUCCAUCGAUAAUCAAAGACAAGCAAUUAAUUAGUGUCAACGAUUGAUUAAGUUUUCAUCAAUUCUCAAUGAAAAGUUGAAAGCUUGAUUCAGUUAAUAUUACAAUCAAAGUUGUUUAUGAUUCAAAAUAAUUUUACACAUUGUAAACAAUUAAAAGUUAAUUGUGUCCGGUAAAUGGUUCAAUGAGUUGCUAAUUGUUGAUUCGUUUAAUUUUUUUAAUUACUGUGAGAGAAAAAUGUUAAUCAAAUAUCAAGUGAAACCUUGGAUUCUAUUGAGUCAUUUAUUUGUUUUAACGUUAAUUUCAUCAUGUCAACCUCACCCAUCAUCUAAUCACUCAACUGACCAUCACCACAACGGUCAGUUUAAUGGUCAACAUGCGAACCAAUCAUCAUCAUCCUUCAUCCCUCUUCCUCCUCCACCCAACAUUAUUGUCAUGCUUAUGGAUGACAUGGGAUUUGGUGAUUUAGGAGUCAAUGGUGAUCCUAAUCAUGAUACACCUAAUCUUGACUCUUUGGCCUCGGCGGGAAUGUUAUUGACCUCAUUUUACUCUUCAUCGCCCCUGUGUUCACCUUCACGAGCCUCCCUGCUGACCGGUAGACUGCCCAUUCGUAAUGGUUUUUACACUGAUAAUAUUGAUGGACGAAACUCUUAUACACCACAGGAAAUUGUCGGUGGAAUUGAUCAUCAGGAAAUCACUUUGGCUGAGCUUUUAUCCGAUUCCGGUUAUCAUACAGCUCUCAUUGGUAAAUGGCAUUUAGGUCAUAGGCCACAAUUUUUACCACGGCAACAUGGUUUCAAUACUUUCUUUGGAUCAACUAAUUGUCACUUUGGUCCAUAUGAUAAUAAAGUCCGACCAAAUAUUCCCAUUUAUCAGGAUGACCUGAUGGUUGGUCGAUAUUUUCAAGAUUUUAUCAUUGAUCGGGCUAAUUUUGUCUCAAAUUUGACACAAAUUUACACCCAAAAAGCACUAGAUUAUAUUGCAUCUCGAGUUGAGGCCAAUUCGGGUCCAUUUUUCCUCCUAUGGUCUCCCGAUGCCAGUCACGCACCUUCUUACCGAUCGACUCAGUUUAUUGGUUCCUCCCGACGAGGAUCACCUUAUGGUGAUGCUCUAGUUGAACUGGACUGGGCAGUGGGUCAAAUUGUCAAUACAAUCGCUGCCUCUCCGUUCACGGCUAAUAAUACUUUGAUUUUUUUCACCUCCGACAAUGGACCUGCUCUUGUCUCUAAAAAUGACGCUGGUUCAGCAGGUCCUUUACUUUGCGGUAAACAAACAACCUUUGAAGGUGGAUUUCGAGUACCUGGAAUAGCUUACUGGCCGGGGGUCAUCGAACCAGGUACAAAAUGGACUAAAGCAGUUUCUUUUGUCGAUCUAUUUUCCACCCUUGUUGAAAUUUCCAAUUCAUCUCUACCAACAGAACGACCAAUAGAUGGAUUCAGCUUUGCGUCCAGUUUAAUCAAUCCCAUGAACUUUUCUCAGCCAGAUAGACCAGUUUACUUUUAUCGAGGUAACCGACUUAUGGCCAUUCGUUAUGGACAAUAUAAAGCUCACUGGUUCACCUGGACAAACUCUUUAGCCCAAUUUUCAACGGGAAUCGACUUUUGUCCCGGAUCAUUUGUCCCUGGAAUCACCACUCACACUCUAUCCAAUUACACCCUUUCCCCUGCCCUUUUCCACCUAGGCCGUGACCCCGGUGAACGUUACCUGAUACCAACUCAUUCACUUGAGUACAAGAAAAUAAUUCCAACUUUUAAUUCAAUCUACAUUGACCAUCUCACCUCAAUGGAACCCGGUGAGCCCGCUCUCAAUUGGUGCGACCUUUCAGUGAUGCACUGGUCACCUCCAGGUUGCCAGGAACUGGACGAUUGCCUACCAAUACCACCAUCGAAACCUUAUAAAUGUGAUUGGCCUCAUUAACUGACCAUCAAGAAAAUACUGAUGACCUUUAAGAUGAACCAUUAACCUAAACCUAAAAGUGAAUGAAAAUCAUUUCCAUUAUGGAUUAAGGAUGAAAAUCUAAUCAUUUACAUUAACAAUCUCAUAAUUGAAUUACAAUUAACAUGCAUUAAACAUGAAAGGGAAAACCACCCACCCAAUUGAAUCAACAAUUAAAUCAACAAACAUUUCAUACAUUAAAUUAUAUCAAAUCAA